This is a messenger RNA of Acanthisitta chloris (rifleman), 916 nucleotides long. RefSeq names its product Kruppel-like factor 7 (ubiquitous) (gene KLF7). Gene Ontology annotation, molecular function: DNA-binding transcription factor activity, RNA polymerase II-specific; RNA polymerase II cis-regulatory region sequence-specific DNA binding. Lineage: Eukaryota; Metazoa; Chordata; Aves; Passeriformes; Acanthisittidae. The record is from RefSeq and is a predicted model, not a curated record. Gene Ontology annotation, biological process: regulation of transcription by RNA polymerase II. The annotation marks the transcript as partial. The transcript has a single exon.
AUGGAACAAUGUACAGACUUUAAUGAAAAUAUAGUGGGUGCUUUCCAGUUGCAAUAUCUUCACUUCUACUAUAAUAUAUGCUACUAUAAGUGGGUAUUCCCAGACACUGUCUUGGAGCAACGUCAAACAAGUGCCUUCAUGUCACCCAAAAUGGGACCAUCUCACGAGAAUAUGUUGGUGUGCGUGAGUGUUGUCUUUCAAUGGCUUUGGUCCGUGCUGUUCUCCUGCCCUGAGUGGGAGCUAUGCUGUAAUCUCUCUCUAACAUUGGUUUCUCUCCCUCCCCUCUCCCUUCCCCUUCUGCAGACAUGCCUGGAGUUGGAGCGAUACCUUCAGACUGAACCACGGAAGAUCUCUGAGACAUUUGGUGAGGAUUUGGACUGCUUCCUUCAUGCCUCCUCAGCCCCAGAUGCAGAGGACAGUAUCCGACGGCUGGACCCCAUCCUUUUACCAGUGGAAACAAGUACGUGUGACAAAAGCGCCAACAUGGACAUUAUCCUCUCACGUGACAAACUGCUGUCUGAGACGUGCCUCAGCUCACAGUCCACCAGCUCUUCCACAGAAGGCUACACAGCCGUCAACCAGGCCCAACUCAAUGCAGUAACCUCAUUAACUCCCCCUUCCUCUCCGGAGCUCAGCCGCCACCUUGUAAAAACCUCACAGACUCUCUCAGCUGUGGAUGGCACAGUGACAUUGAAAUUGGUGGCCAAGAAAACUUCACUCAGCUCUGUGAAAGUGGGUGUAGCAGCAGCGACUGCGGGGACGAUAAAAAAUGGGCAAAGUGACAGUGAACAAGGAGGUACAGGGACAGAAGCAUCCCCAGAAAACAAGAAGAGGGUUCAUCGCUGUCAAUUUAAUGGGUGCCGGAAAGUUUAUACAAAGAGCUCCCACUUAAAGGCUCACCAGAGGACUCAUACAG